GUACGUAUUAAUACUGUCAACGCAUUAUUGUCAAACAACCGACUCUCAUUGUUUCAACUUUAACAAAUGUCUUCGGCAAGUUGUUGCAAAUCGAGCUCCUACGGAAACGAAGAGAAAAUGACUGAAAUCAAAGAAAGCAAACUGCCAAAGCCGCCGGUUCCCGAGCUCUCCGUCACUCUAAACAGAUUCUUGGAAGGAAUCAAAGCAAUCGUCCCCGGUGACAAAUACCAGGAAGCUCGUAGAUUGGUCGAAGAAUAUCAAAAGUCGGGCGAAAUGCAAAAGCUGCAGGAGUUCUUGAAGAAAUAUGCAGAAAGCAAAGAAAAUUACGUAACUGGAUUCUGUACGAACGAUAUGUAUUUAAAAAAUCCUUUGCCUCUGCCCAUCAACUCCAGUCCGUUCUUUCUGCUGCCGAAACAAGAAUUCAAAACGGAUGACGAAAGAUUUCGAUUCAUUGCCAAAUUUAUCAUCUUUUCGCUUAUGUUUAAGGAAGAAGUUGACAGAGGUAAAUUAAAACAGGAAUUUGCUGGAGGACAAGGGAAAGGUAAUGCGCUUUCCAUGGCCACGUAUCAUCACUUCUUCGAGGCUUACAGGAGACCAGGCGCGAUUAAAGACGAGCACAUUUUUAGAGAAGGAAACCGAUAUAUCAUUGUGGUGUGCAACAAUCAGUUAUUUCAAAUGAAAACACCUGGUGGAUCAGGUCAUCCAAGAGAAGAAAUUCUGGUAGAAGAACUCAAGAAAAUCGAAGCGCUAAGUAAGCAGGAGCCACACUAUCCGCCAGUGGGUAUUCUCACGGCUCUCAAUCGAAAAGAAUGGGCGACGAUAAGAGAACGAAUGAUCGAAAACGAUAAUAAUAAAGAGUCCAUUCACAUUAUUGAAAAUUGCAUGUUUGUGGUGUGCAUGGACGAAUCGAACGAAGGGGCGAGGAAACAAACGACAUCGAAGAGCUUUUCGGACGUGAGUUUGGAAGAGAUGGCCCACCACAUUCUUCACGGCAAUAAAAGCGGGCAUUCCACCGGUAACAGAUGGUUCGAUAAAUUUAUUCAGUUUAUUGUGACCAAAAAUGGUGUUAACGGAAUUGUGAUCGAACAUUCGAUGUCGGAAGGGAUCACAGUUUUAAGAUUCUGUGAAAAUUUUUUGGAUUUCUUGGAAAAUGAUGAGCCCUGGCUCUCUGGUGUUAUCAGACGAUCAACGGAAGAUUACGUGACAGUUAGAAGACUUGCGUGGAAUAUCAGUGAACCUCUCGCAGAAGAGUUGAAAAAGGCAUCGGCCGUCACAGACGCAUUAAUCGAUACGCUGGAACUCAAUGUUUUUAUAUUUGACAAAUACGGCAAAGGUUUUCCGAAGAAACAAAAAAUCAGUCCCGAUGUGUUCAUUCAGUUGUGUUUGCAGUUGACAUACUUCAGAACGCAUGGCAAAGUGACGGCCACUUACGAAAGUGCCGCGUUGAGGAUAUUCAGAUUCGGUCGCUUCGACAACAUCCGCGCUUCCAGCCAAGAGGCUUUUGAUUUCUCAAAGUCCAUGUUAGAUCCUUCUCAGAGUCAGGCUGAAAAAUGGACGAAAUUUCAAAAAGCCGUGAAAAAGCAAACCGAAAUUCUUCUCUACACAAUCAACGGAGAAGGACCGGAUAACCAUCUUCUGUGCUUAAAGGAAAUGGCUGCUCUGCACGGCUUAGAAGAACCGGCACUUUAUCAAACAGAUUAUUACAAAGAGUAUCUGAAUUUCCGAUUAGUCACCAGUCAGCUUCCAACGACGUACAACAUCAAAGUUGGAUACGGUCCCGUGAUGCCCGAUGGAUACGGUUGUUCGUACAAUCCACAAGAGGAUCGUAUCGUCUUUUGCAUUUCGUCGUUCAAAAACGACCCCUCGACCGACUCGGAGAAAUUUGCACAGAACCUGGAAGUGAGUUUGAUGGAGUUGAAGGAGCUUUGUGAGAGUGGGAAGACUGCAGUUUCCACCAGCUCAUCGAGAAAGGCUGCAGUUAAAGCCGAAGCAAAGUAAUUGAAUGAAGAAAAAUGUUAGACUAAUCGGAUGUUUUCGGUUUACGCCGCAGAGUUUCUGCUUCAAAAUUACUUAAUAAUAAUGAUUUAAAAUUCAUUUAAUAAAUUUCACUAAAAG
Centruroides sculpturatus (bark scorpion) is the source of this 2115-nucleotide messenger RNA. RefSeq names its product choline O-acetyltransferase-like. NCBI's taxonomy places the organism in Eukaryota, Metazoa, Arthropoda, Arachnida, Scorpiones, Buthidae. Gene Ontology annotation, molecular function: choline O-acetyltransferase activity. The transcript has 15 exons. The coding region runs from base 67 to 1998 and encodes 643 amino acids. Gene Ontology annotation, cellular component: neuron projection; cytoplasm. The record is from RefSeq and is a predicted model, not a curated record. Gene Ontology annotation, biological process: neuromuscular synaptic transmission; acetylcholine biosynthetic process.